Molecule: messenger RNA, 3223 nt
Organism: Dermacentor albipictus
Lineage: Eukaryota; Metazoa; Arthropoda; Arachnida; Ixodida; Ixodidae
Product: endothelin-converting enzyme 1-like
Biological process (GO): protein processing
Cellular component (GO): plasma membrane
Molecular function (GO): metalloendopeptidase activity
Source: RefSeq, a predicted model, not a curated record
GAAGACAUCCGUCCGGUCGGCAGCAAAUUGCAAUCCACUACGCCGCAAGGGUUGAAGGGCUCCGCAAAAAAACCGCGCCCGAGGAGGGAACCAGGGGUUGAUCUCUCCUCUCUCUCCGAUCUUGUCUCCUAAAUCACGCCCGCUAUCUCCCAUGGCCGGGACCCGGGACCCAGGGCUGCAGACCGGAGCCGCAACCCCGUGGCGACGGUUCGCCAUUGGAGAAGCCCGAUCUGCAAAUGUUUUGUCGCCGAGAACUCCUGCAGCGCCGCGCGACGACGUCCGGAAGUCAAAGCCACGGCCUCCAUCCCGGGCAGAAUGGAUGUCACCAUCGAGCGUCGGUGGUCAGCUGCCCUUGUCACCUACCAUCAUACCCUGGGAGACCGAGGCAACCGACACGAUAACAGCGGAGGGUGUAACGCAUAGCGACUUCACUGACAAGCCACCUCUGUUCCUCGGCCUCAUCCCAGACGAUGACGAGGGCUCACUCGAGUACUCCGUCUACAUGACGGCCUACACGGUUGGCUUCGCCGCCCUGCUGCUCUUUAUCACGGUCGCUGCGAGCGCCUACUUCCCACACUGCGACAAUCCUGUGAGCUGCUUCGACCUAAACAGUGAGCUACAGCGCAGCAGACUUGUCGACGUAGACCCGUGUGAUGACAUGUUCGAGCACGUCUGCGGCCGCUGGGCCAGCGUGUACCCUGAGCAGCAAGACCUGUUCGAGGUCCUCAACAACAGGCUGCGCGUCUCCUUGCUUGAGAACAUCGAUCAAGUGAACGCUCACUCCCGUGACGCGGUUGAUAAGGCGGCCGCUGCGAUGACCGCGUGCAUGAACGUCCCAGAAGCUGAUAUUGAUCACACCGCAACUAUUCGGCAGGUGCUGCGUCAACGCGGAUUAACGUUUCCCGCCAGUAAAAAGCGCUCUACACGCGAAGUGUUCGGAAUCCUCAUCGCGCUCACCCUGCAGGACCUUCUGGGCGUUUUCUUCCAGCUCAAGCUCACACCAUACUUGAAGGCAGAGGAUAGAUUCGUCUUCGAAUUCAAAUACGCCGAGACCAUGUUCAGGUAUGUCACGGACGUGGAAGUGCUCGAAUCAUGUGUCCGUGCUUACGACCCGAAUCUAGAAGGCGCUAGGGACGUGGCAGAGAGGCUUGCGAAAGUGGAAAAUGAUGUCAGAACCAUCACAGAAAUUCAUUCUGGUGGGAAUGAGCAGCCGCAGUAUUACAAGUUCUCGGAGAUGGAUGACGUUUACUAUAACAGGACUCGCCAUGAAGUUUACGUGACCGCGCAGUGGUGGCUUGAUGAAAUCAAUAAGCAUAUACCUGAGAAUUCAGUCAUAAAUAUGGCGUCAGAAAUUCUCAUCAAAGAUCAUCACGCCUUGUUUCUGACCUUCGAUGUGCUCAGAGCGUAUUCCACCAGCAGCUUGAACCUCCAGACCUAUAUAGCCUGGAAGGUCAUCAAGUACCUAUCGUAUGCGGCGUCCAGCAGGAUGUUUUUCUGCCACUACAAUUUAACCAACAUCUACUGGAUGAGUACUUUCGCCAGAGCACUCGACCGAUGCACGAGCUACAUCAAGGUUGUCAUACCGCACGCCCUGCUCAAGUUACAGGUCAAGCAUAUCCUAGACGACGAGACCAUAAACUACACCAAUACGAUCGCCGACCGCAUCAGGUACCAAAUGGAGGUCUCUUACAAUUUCUCGUGGUUCGACCAAGAGUCGGCAAGAGGUGUAGUUCAGCGCCUUCGGUCCAUCCACCAGAUUAUUGGCAUGGCCUCAAAACUUCGCAGUAGUACUGCACUGAAUUCCUACUACUCUCAUAUACCGAAACCCGAUGCACCAUUCAAGUUCGUGGACUGGCUGGUCGAAGCUCACCGUGCUGUGGCAGCGCACAAGAAACGCUUUCUCCAGCCCUCCCCUGAUGGAACGGCCUCUAUCAGCCGAGACGACUGGGACCUGACGGGAAUAUCGGUGGGCGCCUUCUACGUGAUCGUGUACCACAUUAUCUACCUACCCGGCAGCAUACUCCUGCCACCGUUCAUGGUUCCGUACGGGCCAAACUCGUACAACUAUGGCGGGAUCGGUAAGGUAAUCGGCCACGAAUUGACGCACGCAUUUGAUCCCAAAUACCUGGACCUCAACCCUAGGGGCGAGAAGCAAAUCUUCUACACGCCUCAGUUCCUUCAGAAGUAUCAGGAACUACAGAAUUGCAUCGUCCUGCAGGCCAACAAGUUGACCCAGAGUGCCGUCGCCGGAAACAACUCCAUCAGUGAGGCCUUCGCCGACAGCGCGGGAGUUGAAGCCGCCUACCUUGCGUACAGGGCUCUGCCAGAGUCUGAUCGCCAGGCUGGAUCGGGGUACUACACAGCAGACCAGACCUUUUUUGCCGGCGGCUGCUACAUGUUUUGCCAGGCUGAAGAUGAUUACUCGGAGCUAAGCAUCUACCUGCCGCACAGCCUUCGCUGCAAACAACCCUGCAUCAACACGCAAGAAUUCGCGAGCGCUUUCGGCUGCAAAAAAGGAUCGCCGAUGUUCCCGCAUAAGCGCUGUGACGUGCACGACUUUUUGAGGAUCACACAGGGGGGAACGCGCUAAGGCCAUGUCAACGUGUUGUUCAGCUUGUAUUUGCGACGGCGUGACAUUAACUGUUGUUUCUUCUGCCGCCUCGAAGUGGUUGCUUGUGUGCGACUUUCCAAGCACUUGGUAGAGCGAAGCACGAGAGUUUAGUCGCUGCGCUCCUUUUUAUGCUCCAUAUCUAUGAUAUAUCGCUCUCAGUGCAGCGUCAUGUUGAAGAUCCGUGUUUUAUAAGAGCAAUGAAGAACGAUGGCAUACAAGGGCAUUUCCAGUAGGAGAUCUCGACUACCGAUUUGCACUUGACCAUAUUGAAGGAUAGUGUAAAGUAAAUGCUAUUUGAUAGUUAAUUUGUCUUCCUAAUCUUGCAGUAUCUUUGUAAAUUUCAUGCACAUUCACGAAACACGUGUUUUGCGGCAUGUUUCCCCAUUGGUUUGGCUUUGCAACCUCCUUUCAGUAGUGUAAAGGCUGCUUAUAACAUCUGAUUUUUUGUUACACCGUGUUCAUUGUGAGCUCAGCGCUGGGCGAUCCAGAGAAAAAAGGAAAAUAGCUUUUGUGUUCCACAAGGUUGCCUAAUUCUCGACUUGUUUUGUGCUUCUCUAAAUAUGCGUGGCUAUCUUAAUUUGCGAACAAGAUUAUAAAAUUGAUUAUUACCUA